Molecule: messenger RNA, 507 nt
Organism: Colletotrichum karsti
Lineage: Eukaryota; Fungi; Ascomycota; Sordariomycetes; Glomerellales; Glomerellaceae
Exons: 1
Coding region: 1-507 (168 amino acids)
Source: RefSeq, a predicted model, not a curated record
AUGCUUUCAGCAUCGAGCCAUCCCGAGUCUUGCGCCUCGUCGAGACCGGAAGACAGCAUCUACAUCGGCACAAUCGUUCUCGCGGCCGUCGGUCUGCUCUUCGCUCUCAUAUGCAGAUUCUUCAUUCUCCCGGCCCGCAGAAUCGCCACACGACAUGGACCAGAGCUACAGCGCCUUCUGCCGUCCUCUAUGCACGCAUUCAAGAAUCGCAACCCGGGCAUGACGGACAGCGAAGUCGAGCUCACCUCCUUCCUGCUCAUGUGGGUCACCUUCCUCAUCGGCUGCGGCAUCCUCCUCGACUUCGAAGAAGGCUUUUGGCAUCCUGCGGCCCUCGUGUUGGCGGCAAUUCUCCCAUUCGCUGUCAUUGCGUUCGGAUGGUUCUGGCUGGCAUGGCAGCGUCCUACCCGCACGGCUUUCCUCGACGAGUGGGAUGACGAAAAGCUGGAAGAUGACUUGUUCUAUCUGGCCGAUGACUCGGAUCAAGAGUCUCAACAUACCCUUAUCUGA